Messenger RNA from Nannospalax galili (Upper Galilee mountains blind mole rat), 1203 nucleotides. RefSeq names its product phenazine biosynthesis like protein domain containing (gene Pbld). The record is from RefSeq and is a predicted model, not a curated record. Gene Ontology annotation, cellular component: cytoplasm. Gene Ontology annotation, biological process: biosynthetic process. NCBI's taxonomy places the organism in Eukaryota, Metazoa, Chordata, Mammalia, Rodentia, Spalacidae. The coding region runs from base 180 to 1046 and encodes 288 amino acids. Gene Ontology annotation, molecular function: isomerase activity. The transcript is spliced from 10 exons.
UCAGAUAACCAGUCGGGCGCUGGCCACGCCGGCGCCGGUGCUCGCCGAGGUCGGGCCGUGGGCGGGGACACGCCGUGCGUCCCGGGUCGAGUUCCCCACAACGGUUUUCCCCAACCGUCUCUGAAGGUAAAUCAGGCGCCAGGCACUUGGAGCCAGGGCAGAAACAGCCGGGAAGGAAGAUGAAGCUCCCCAUGUUCAUAGCAGAUGCAUUUACAGUGACUGCAUUCCGAGGGAACCCAGCUGCUGUCUGCCUCCUGAAUGGCACAUUGGAUGAAGACACACAUCAAGAAAUUGCAAGGGAAAUGAACCUUUCUGAAACUGCUUUUAUUAAAAAACUGCAGCCAACAGACAACUUUACACAAAGUUCCCGCUUUGGACUACGGUGGUUCACUCCAGUGAGUGAGGUUCCGCUGUGUGGCCACGCCACCCUGGCUUCUGCGGCUGUGCUGUUUCACAAAAUAGGGAACACGAACAGCACUCUGACCUUUGUCACCCUGAGCGGGGAGCUAAAGGCCAGAAGAGCCGAUGAUGGUAUCGUCUUGGACUUCCCUCUCUACCCAACCUUCCCCCAGGACGUCCAUGAAGUAGAAGACUUGAUAAAGGUGGCCAUAGGUGACACCCUAGUUCAGGAUAUCCGGUACUCUCCAGAUACCAGAAACCUCCUUGUCAGGCUCAGCGACUCUUACAACAGGUCAUUUCUAGAGACCCUGAGGGUGAACACAGAGACUCUGCCUCAAAUUGAAAACACAGUGAAGGUGACAGGACUCAUUCUCACUCUUAAAGGAGAGCCUGGAGGGCAGACUCCCGCAUAUGACUUCUACUCCAGAUACUUCGCACCAUGGAUUGGUGUGGCUGAGGACCCAGUAACAGGAUCUACCCACACCAUUCUGGGGCCCUACUGGUCUGAGCAGCUCGGGAAGAAAGAGAUGCGAGCCUUUCAGUGUUCCCGCCGAGGAGGACGACUGGACGUUUCCCUGAGACCUGAUGGCCGAGUUGACCUCAAGGGCGGUGUUGCUGUUGUUUUAGAGGGCACGCUGGCGGCCUAGAGAUGCCUGUGCUGGGAUGUCUCUGUGAAACCCUCCUCCGUGGCCCCCUGCCCUGGACUCCUGAGACCCCUGCCCCUCUUUAGGAAUAAGGGCUCUUUCUCGCUUCUGUAAACCGCUUGAUUGCUAGGCUGAGAGGACAAACUGCACUGACCCCAUU